Molecule: messenger RNA, 6183 nt
Organism: Dreissena polymorpha
Lineage: Eukaryota; Metazoa; Mollusca; Bivalvia; Myida; Dreissenidae
Product: syntaxin-binding protein 5-like
Exons: 33
Coding region: 327-4808 (1493 amino acids)
Biological process (GO): regulation of exocytosis; regulation of protein secretion
Cellular component (GO): SNARE complex; plasma membrane; cytoplasm
Molecular function (GO): syntaxin binding; GTPase activator activity; myosin II binding
Source: RefSeq, a predicted model, not a curated record
AUUAUGCGAAAUUAUAAUAUUUGGAUAUUAUAAUUUUGUGAUUGUUUGGAUAAAUGUUACUGUGUAAUAUCAUCUUUCUGGAGUUUAAUGAAUCGUGAGACGCAUUUUGCAUUUGCUAUCUAUGACACAAUAUUCGAAUAAGCUAUCAUUUUUCGUCAAAUUAUUACAAUUAAUUCUAGAAGAAGACACAACCAAUCCGAUGUCCAGAAUCUUGGAAUAUCCGGGCAAGCAAUGUAAGAAAAACAGUGCUAGGAAAUUUUCCUACUAUGUCGCCACGAUGGAUCUUAAUCGCGUAUAAACAUAUUGUGGUAAGGUAGCCCGCAUACAUGGCUGGAAAAAUGAAAAAGUUUAAUAUUCGCGGGAUGCUGGAUGGGUUGCGGCAGUCUGUCAGUAGUACGUCGCCAAAGUCGGAAACAGAAAUCGAAGAAACACUUCGAUCAGAGGAUUUGCAAGUGUGCAAGACUGUGCGUCAUGGAUUCCCAUACCAGCCAACUGCUAUUGCGUUCGAUCCUGUUCAACAUAUCCUGGCCAUUGGCACAAAGACUGGGUCACUGCGAAUAUUUGGCCAGGCUGGAGUGGACCUGCAUUGUCAUCAUGGAGCAGACGUGGCAGUGCUGCAAAUACUGUUCCUUGUCAAUGAGGGAGCACUUGUCACAUGCUGUUCAGACGACAACUUGCAUUUAUGGAACUUCAGACAAAAACGGCCUCAAAUUGUUCAGUCAUUAAAAUUCCAAAGAGAAAGGAUAACCUACAGUCAUCUGGCCUUUCAAAGCAAGUGGCUGUACGUGGGAACGGACAAGGGAAAUGUACAUAUUGUCAAUAUCGAGUCUUUCAUUUUAUCUGGAUACGUCAUCAUGUGGAAUAAAGCCAUAGAACUGUCCCGUAAGACCCAUCCUGGUGCUGUCCUACACCUGAGUGAUAACCCGUUGGACCCAAGCAAGCUUUUGAUAGGCUUUGAAUGUGGUGCCAUUGUGAUGUGGGAUCUACGCAAUAAGACAGCAGAGUGUAGGCAUCAAGCCCCAGAGAGUUUACGCUCCAUAUCUUGGCACCACGAAGGCAAGCAGUUCAUGUCGAGUCACACGGACGGCAGCCUGGUCUCAUGGAUCGUGAAGUCACCAGGGAAACCAGCCAGUAUUAUCACCCCUCAUGCAAAAGUUGGCAAAGAUGGCAAACCAGACCCGUGUAAACCAAUUACCAAAGUGGAGUGGAAGUCCGUCAGAAAUAAUGACCCUCUGGUGAUAUUUUCCGGCGGAAUGUCAUGUGACCGGGCAGGACGCACCCCUUGUAUCACGGUGAUGACGGGCAAAACUACGACAGUGCUCGAGAUGGAACACACCGUCAUAGACUUUGUGGUACUCUGCGAAACACCUUGGCAAAAUGAUUUUCAGGACCCAUAUGCAAUUGUCGUGCUACUACAGAAUGACCUUGUUGUAAUUGAUCUCACCUCACCAGGGUACCCAUGUUUUGAGAACCCUUACCCAAUGGAUAUACACGAGUCACCUGUGACUGCCUGCCAGUACUUUGCGGACUGCCAGACAGACCUGAUACCUGCCCUGUACUCCGUAGGCUCCUCCAAACACAAACGCACCGGAUUCAGUGAAAAGCGCUGGCCAAUCAAGGGUGGUGUAUGGGGCUCAUCAACUUGCAGCUAUCCCGAGAUAGUGGUCACUGGGCAUGCUGAUGGCUCAGUGAAGUUCUGGGACGCGUCUGCAGUGACGUUACAAGUGCUAUACAAGCUGAAGACGGCCAAGAUGUUUGAGAAGCCCAAGAACCGUGUGCUGGAGGGCCAGGAGGACGACCCGUUUGCUAUCUACAUGAUGUACCUGGACCAGGAGAGCAGGCUGCUGGUGCUGGCUGGGGCCACUCACAUCAUGCUCUUUAAGUUCUCCAAGCAGGAGGUCACCUACGAAGUAACGUGGCUGGAUGUGUCAAUAGUGUAUGAGGUUUUUGAUGACCUGGAUUCUCCUGACCUGGACUUUCCCAAGCCCAGCCUGGCGGUGAUGGGGCAGCAUCAGCAGAGUGGAGGAAGCAUGGGCUCCUACUCCAGCAACGCAUCUGAUAGUGGAAAGCAGUCAAAACCUAGCUUAAGUCUUAUGGCCCAACAACAAAAGUCUGGUGGUAGUAUGGGCUCUUAUUCAUCAGAUUGCGCAAGAUCUGAACCGUUGACGGCGCUGAAGGUGCGGGGUGGCGCCCGAAAAUGGAGCCCGGGUUACCAGUGUGACCUUGUGGGCCUUCUCACCUGGAAUGAUAACGAACACCCGGGAAACAUCACCAGUAUAUGUGUGAAUUCCAACUACGGAUUGCUAGCAUUCGGAAACGAGUCUGGCCUAGCCAUUGUGGAUAUCAUUCAGAAAACCUGCCUGCUCAAUUUGGGGACUCCAGAUUUAUAUGGUUUCAAGGACAGCAACUAUCAUCAUAACCACCACCACCACCAUCACACACGUUCCAUGGACCCCUACCAGAGGGCCCCUAGGUCACCCCGGGGCAAGAAACCCCAGCCUUCGCCCCUGGACGGCAGUAACUCCGCCCUCAAUGAGGAUGGUGCUAGGUCACCAACCAGUGAUCAACCAGUGACACCUGAUAAUAUUCAGUCAAAUCCAAAAGCCCCACCGCGAAAAAAACGCCCUAACCAGAACUUGAAAAGCAUCAACGAGGGAGAUCAGUUGUCUUCAAAAUCAAAAGAACCCCAAUCGGCUCCUAUUCGAAGCAACUCAUUUGAAUUUGGUAUUGCCGGUUCAGAAACUGAAGUCAAGCUGCCAGAAGGGUCAGGGAAUGGCGUCAGCACACCAGCAGUUGUGAAAGCGGAGCAGGACCAAACUGUCAUACCGGGAUUGAAUCUGAUUCCCCCUACUCCUCAGGUGAGCCAGAAAAACACAGAGAGUCCGGACAAGUCUAGAGAAGGCUUCGAAACUCUCCAACCUACCCGGCUUGUGCAGAAGAAUUCCCCCAAGAAAUUGUCAGCAGUUCGAACCUCAUCACUUCCCUUAGUGCCAAUACCUGGUAAGGAGCAGAUUGGAGAGAACAUAAGUAGUAAGUCGAAAUCACAGUCAGAGGAAGACUUUAAAGCCAGUCUGACUGAACCGUGCUUGGCUGACGGGAAGAAUUUUAAGAUAAGGACAGUUAACAUCGAUACGGAAAGUCUAGAAAAACCACAGCAUCACGGACGCAAAUACUCAAUGAAAAAGUUUAAAAAGAAAUUAAGAAUUGGCGGGAAACACAGGGAUAAAAGCUCUGAAAGGAUCUCGAAGACUGUAGACCCUAAUGAUAAUGACAUAACUGCGGAGAGCGAGGAAAUGUCCCAUGAUGAGUUUGCAAGUCACGAAAGUCGUUCAGAGAAUGAAGACAACAUUUUAACGGAUGACGAGUUCUUAAGUCCUAACCAGAAUAUGAGUGACGAAGCAGUGUUUCACUCUGCCACCAAAAAAGAUGGGUUCUUGAGGCGAAUGAGUGUUAAAAUGCAACAGCUUGUGUCGAGGAGUGGGUCUGAUAACUGUCAACCUGAGUUUGAUAGACGGGGUCGAAGAUGCGUGAGUUUUUUGGACUUGAUGGACGAUUCAGAAUCUAACCAUGGGGUGAUUUCAAAAAAGACUCUGCGAGAGAUGAUCACCGUCCCUCACCAUGUGGUGUACCUUAAACCAGAUUCUGGGUCAUCCGAUAAGAAUGAUGGUUCCUCAUUUUCCCGAUCCCGGAGUUCAAGUAUAUCGAGCCUGGAGAAUGUUUCCAAGGAAGCCAUUCAGUGUCUUGUCUUUGCAGACUCGUAUACUCGGAAAUUAGAUACCUUCACCAGUCCAUGUCUGUGGGUGGGUACAAGUCUGGGCUCUGUUCUGGUCAUUGUACUUAACCUGCCUCCCCCAGGGGAAUCAAGACUGACUCAACCAGUGAUAGUCUCACCUAGUGGUACAAUAUUCCGGUUGAAGGGUGCCCUGCAGUGCAUGUCUUUCCUGGACACUAACGGUAUGAUCAUCCCCACACUGACGUCAGGGGCGUGGAGGGAGACCGGGAAGGACGAGGCAAAGUCUGUCAAGAACCAGUCAGUGACAAAACUGAAGAUGUCACCAAGCACAUCUACAGAAGUAUCAGACAGGCAGUUUGCUAUCAUCUGUUCAGAGAAACAGGCCAGGGUUGUGUCUUUGCCGUCACAGACGUGUCCAUACAAAGCAAGAAUUACCGAAAACUCAUUUGUUGUCAAAGCAGAUGUGGUCAAUCUCAGGGGUGACAGCGUGUGUCUGGCGUGUUACGUGGCCAACGGUCACAUCAUGGUGUACAGCCUGCCCAGUCUCAAACUGCUGCUAGAUAUGGACUUCUUGCCUCUGUCAGACCUCCGGGUUGCCAGAACGUUCUGCUUCAGUAACAAUGGUCAUGCAUUGUACAUGUGUUCACCAACAGAAUUACAGAAAGUAACAUACUCUGCUGAAAUUUGUGAUAACCUCAAUGAGAUGUUGGGAGAACUGUUUGUACCCACAGAGACUCCUGAGGCUCCCAAACAGGGCUUUUUCAAAAAUCUCUUUGGUGGGGGGACAUCUACACUGGACAGAGAAGAACUAUUCGGUGAGUCUAGUGGUAAGGCUGCGCGUGGUCUGGUGUCCCGGACCCACGGCACGGGGGGCAUACAGAGUCUGCAGGCACAGAGCCAGGCCGCAGUGGGUGGGGAGGUGUCCAGGGCCAGGCUGUUGCUGUCAGAGAGAGGGGAGAAGCUCUCAGGUGUUGCAGAUCGCACUGAGGAGAUGGCGCUGAAUGCGGAGGCUUACGCCAGCACGGCGCACCAGCUCAUGCUGAAAUACAAGGAGAAGAAGUGGUACCAGUUCUAGAAAGUUCUAGGAUUGAACCGGAACUAGGAUGCACAAAAACAAUCAAGCCAGGGACUGGAAAAACAAGAACUACCCCUGUGGUUGAUAGUGCAAACAUUCUCAUUUCUGUGAAUCUGUGUUACUGGUUGAUAUGGGCUUGGGGACUAUCUGCAAAUUGGAAGAGAUGUGAUGUUAACAGUGGUUGUGUUAAGGUUAGGUGGUAUACUGAGGGUUAUCUAAGAGGUGGGCAGUGUAGGGCAGAUGUUUUAGGAAUUGAGAGAUGUAGACUAUUAUAUAAUGGAUGCUGUUUUGUGUUAUGGAAGGAGCAUGGCUUUUUGAUUUCAAUAUAUGGAAAAGAUACAAAAAACUGUAGGCAUGUGAUACUGUAUGCUCCUAAGUGUUAAUCCACAUAUAUGUAGCUGAUCAACCAUGAUUGGAAGAAACAUUGGUGUAGAGGGAAAUAAGCAUUUAGAUACUAUACGGAUUUAUUGUAAAUUAUGAAUGAUUAAAACUGGUUUUAUAAAUCAGAAUGCAAAUUCUAACCAUGAAUGUGCUGAACACACUUAGCACCAAGUAAACAAACACUCCAAUGUGUGCAAUGUGUUUUCUUAAUAGGUCAGGCUGGUAAUUACUGCUUCUUGUUUAGUUUGAAAAACAUUAAAUUUGUAUAUGGAUGAGGUCAGUGCAAUUUUCUGUAUUUUUACAAUGAUUUCACGUAAGAGAGAAAUCUAUGACUGAAUUUUCGUCAAUGAGAUUAGAUAUUAAUGAAUAAGCUGUCACUUGUGUUUUGUAUUAUAUGAUCAUUUUUAAUUGUUCUGUUGAUAAGCAUUAUAUUUAGUUACUCAAAAUUAUUAAUAAGGAUAUGUUGUGUUUGUUACGUAAUAAGUCUACAUUGUGUUGUUAAUCUGUUCCUAUUCAUGCAGUAAAAAACUCAGUUUAUAAUUACUCUCCUUUCAUAAGCAUUCUAUUGUAUGUCUGAGGAGUGCAAAAUUGAAGGUAUAUACAUAAUAACAAUAUAUAAACUCACAUUUUGAUGUUAAUCCAGUUUUCCAAUCUAUUUCAUGACACACAAGAACAUCAAAAAAAAAUUUUUUUUUAAACAAGUUUUUAUAGUUGAAACUAUCCAUUUCUGUAUGUGCCUGCGUGCAUGCGUGUGUUCAUUUGCUUAUAUGAACAAAUAUAUGCCUGUGUUAGAAAACCAUUUUCUCUCUUCAAAUCAUUAUCAGAGUGUACCUUUUUUUGCUUUCCAGUGCUUUUAUUUGUUGAUGAUUUAUGUUGAACUAAUUAUAUAAUUUAUUUCAAUUAUUUAUGUUGUUAUUAUAUAUUGUUUUUAAUAAUUUAUUAUCUUGUGUAUUAUGUUUCCAUUAAAAGAGUGUUUAAAACAAACACUAAGGUA